This is a messenger RNA of Cavia porcellus (domestic guinea pig), 2235 nucleotides long. RefSeq names its product secreted protein acidic and cysteine rich (gene Sparc). NCBI's taxonomy places the organism in Eukaryota, Metazoa, Chordata, Mammalia, Rodentia, Caviidae. Bases 215 to 1123 code for a protein of 302 amino acids. The transcript is spliced from 10 exons. Gene Ontology annotation, biological process: anatomical structure development. The record is from RefSeq and is a predicted model, not a curated record. Gene Ontology annotation, molecular function: extracellular matrix binding; calcium ion binding; collagen binding.
AGAGAGACAGGGAUAUCUUGGGCUCUGGGAGAGGGGGAGGCCAGCCCGGGGAAGGAGGAGACAGGGGAGGGGCUGCGGCUGGAGGGGGAGACAGACCCAGCCCAGAGCUCUGAGUGGCUUCCUGCUGCCUGUGUCUAAACCCCUCACAUUCCUGCGCCCCACCAGACGCCUGGACACGCUCUGCUGCCGCCUGCCUCCAAGGGUUCCCAGCACCAUGAGGGCCUGGAUCUUCUUCGUCCUUUGCCUCGCUGGGAGGGCCUUCGCAGCCCCUCAGCAGGAAGCCCUGCCUGAUGAGACAGAGGUGGUGGAGGAAACCGUGGCUGAGGUGUCAGAGGUGCCCGUGGGUACCAACCCUGUCCAGGUAGAAGUCGGAGAAUUUGAAGAGGCUGAGGAAACCGUAGAGGAUGUGGUGGCUGAAAACCCCUGCCAGAACCACCACUGCAAGCACGGCAAGGUGUGCGAGCUGGAUGAGAGCAACACCCCCAUGUGCGUGUGCCAGGACCCCACCACCUGUGCCGCCCCUGCUGGCGAGUUUGAGAAGGUGUGCAGUAAUGACAACAAGACCUUCGACUCCUCCUGCCACUUCUUUGCCACCAAGUGCACCCUGGAGGGCACCAAGAAGGGCCACAAACUCCACCUGGACUACAUCGGGCCUUGCAAAUACAUCCCCCCCUGCCUGGACUCUGAGCUGACCGAGUUCCCCCUGCGCAUGCGGGACUGGCUCAAGAACGUCCUGGUGACCCUCUAUGAACGGGACGAGAACAACAACCUGCUGACCGAGAAGCAGAAGCUGAAAGUGAAGAAAAUCCACGAGAACGAGAAGCGCUUGGAGGCCGGGGACCACCCCGUGGAGCUGCUGGCCCGGGACUUUGAGAAGAACUACAAGAUGUACAUCUUCCCUGUGCACUGGCAGUUCAGCCAGCUGGACCAGCACCCCAUUGACGGGUACCUGUCCCACACCGAGCUGGCCCCCCUGCGUGCCCCCCUCAUCCCCAUGGAGCACUGCACCACCCGCUUUUUUGAGACCUGUGACCUGGACAAUGACAAGUACAUAGCCCUGGAGGAGUGGGCCGGUUGCUUCGGCAUCAAGGAGCAGGACAUCGACAAGGAUCUCGUGAUCUAAAGCCAGCCUCCACCCGCACCACCGGAUUCUCUCUCUUUGACCUGUCCCUUCCCGUCCUCUUUCCCCUAACCCCCCCAAAGUUUAAAAUGUUUGGAUGGUUGGUUGUUCCGCCUGGAGAUAAGGUGCUAACAUAGACAUUAACGGUGCUAAAACAGGAAAUCGUAGCCCACGUCCUGACACUCUCACUUGUAACUCCGCGCAGAGGCCUCUGGCUCACCCACUAACUCAAGGCCCUGUCCCUCUCCGCUGCAGGCUGCAGCUCUGCCCCGUGUCUUCCCGGCUGCGGGGCCGGUUUGCCCACGCUGCCCUGCCUCGCACACUCUGCACCUCAGACUCUCUCUGUGCUUCUGCUUGAAGCUCGCAUUCACCGAGCCAGACCUUCGCGCUCAUUUUAGUUCACAGGGUUCGGGCUGCCUGGGGUCUUCCCGGGCGGCUGCGGGGAGGCAAAGGAAGUAACGGACACAGCGUGGCUUCUGGGACUGCAGGCCCAGAGGUGGGGAGAGAGCCCGCCUGCCAGGGCCUAGAGAGCAGGGCUUGUUUGCAGGCUUGGCUGAGAGGGGAGAGGGAGGUGCUGGGCUCUGUUCUGGUCGCGUGGACUCUCCUGGCCAUUUCCUCCUGCGCUCUUCUGAGCAACUUCUUUGCACACGAGGCUGUUUGUUCCAGCUUGUGGGGGCCGUGGCCAGUGGUUCUCUGCGGGGUAGAUGCGCAUGUCCCACAGGGUCUCUUCCCUCCCUACUUCUUUAGGUGGCUUCAGGCUUCUUUCUUCUCAGGGGCUCCACGGGCCAGGAGGCUGUUUCAGGCACGAAAGCCAAAAGCCAGAGCGAGACUUGGAAAGUUGUAAUGAAGAGAAAGUGGAGUUGGUGAAUUGGUUGUGUUUUUUUUUCAUAUUUGGAAGGCUGUCACACAUGUUCUAGCAUAUUCCACCUUUUCUUUCCCCCUUUUGUCUCCUAUUAAUCAAAGUCAUUGGGAUGGUCAGAUCUCACAGGCUGAGAACUCGUUCACCUCCAAGCAUUUCAUGAAAAAGCUGCUUCGUAUUAAUCAUGCAAGCUCUCUCCAUGAAGUGAGGAGUUUGACGAAUCUUUCAAAAUAAAAAGUAAUGACUUAGAAACUGC